Molecule: messenger RNA, 800 nt
Organism: Prorocentrum cordatum
Lineage: Eukaryota; Dinophyceae; Prorocentrales; Prorocentraceae
Source: the annotation of a GenBank genome assembly
GAGAGCCGCGACACGAUCGAGAUUGGUGACGCGGAGGUCCCUCUGAUUGAGGCUGCCACGCUCAUCGAUUGCCCCAUCGCAGGGCGGCACAUCGACCUCUCCAUGAGGGCGGCCCUGGUCGGCGACAGGGCCGCCGACGGGGCGCCAGCAGCGCCCGCAGCGGGAGGCGCGGCCCCGUCGGCGACGCCAGCGGCGACUGGCACGGGCGGGCCCCCCCGAGCCACAGACGUCAUGCAGCUAGUCGGCAACCACUAUGGCCUGGCGCCAAGAGACGCCCAAGGGUUAGAUCUCAUGCCACUGGAGUGGAUUCAGGCGGCAUUCCCCGUGCUCGCGCGCCUCGCCCUCCGUCGCGAGCACUCGAUCGACCGCCUCGAGGCCGCCUCGUACAGGCGCGUGCAGAUGCCGAGCAAGCACGACGUGAUCAAGGCCCUGCAGUCGCAUAUGGCCACGGUCAACCGCGAGAAGCCCAGCAACGCGCUGCUGGCCGACAAGGUCCACCACUGCCGCAUGCAGACGACGCACACGGGGGAGUUCGUGAAGGUGUGGCUCAAGGUCGACCCUCCCGAGCUCGAGAACGCGGUGGUGGCCGCGCUAGUCCAGCUCGGGGGCAAGCACAAGCACGGCAUCCCACCCAGGAGUCGCGGAGCUCGAGUGACGCAGGUGCACCUGGACGCCCUCGAGGGCCACGAGGUAUACUCCGUCGACGUCGGGAGCGCCCCGUACCUCAGCGGUGCGGCUCGAGGGUUCGUGGCCGCGUGGCGAGGCGCCCUGCUGGGAUCGGGGAUGCUGGUCGCGAGCAC